Messenger RNA from Lathyrus sativus (Indian pea), 903 nucleotides. The record is from the annotation of a GenBank genome assembly. Lineage: Eukaryota; Viridiplantae; Streptophyta; Magnoliopsida; Fabales; Fabaceae.
AUGAGAAAGUCAGGCAGAUACCAAGACGAAUCAUCAAAUGCAAUGAUUCAAAGCAUUGUCCCCUCAGCUGGUAGUACUUGGGGAGGUAACCGUCCCGGAAUUGCAAAGCUUCCAACAGCCAGUCAGCCAAACUUGCAGUGUAAAAUCAAUAUGAUGGGAAUCAUGACUGAUUGCAAUUUUUAUAUCCCUGAUGUAACAGGCGACCCCACUGGCAUGGCAUUCCGUGUUGCAUAUGAAGCUGCCACAAAGUGCAUUAUUCCUAACCAUGUAAACAAGUUCAUUGCUUAUGUGGGAUCAAUGUUGUGUUCCGUGGUUCCUGAUUUCAGAAACUCUGUCGAAGCAGCCCUAAAUGAAAUAGGCAUCCGGCCUUGUUUCGUAAGUUUACCAUCCCAGGCAUGUGCAAACAAAAUUGUCGAUUCUGAGGUUACUCGAUUGGAUUGGUCUUCCAUCCUUUUUAUUUUCAGUUAUUGUGUCCUUACUCUUUUCAAGAUCAAGACAUCAUAUCCUUCUAAAUUCAGUAAUAGGGACUGGAUUGAUGAAUUACGGUCAAAGAUUGGACGCUUUCCAAGUAACUGUCAUUAUAUACCAUUUCAUGUGGACAAAGAAAGAGCAAUUAGAAGAAUGCUUAGUACUCACGAUCUUCGCAAUUCUGUUAUUACAUUCCUCAUGAACAAUUUCAAUCAUUCUGAUUCACAAAUUUGUAGUUUGUGUCAACAUUUGAGCGUCAUUUUAUCCUGGUCAGGCGAUAUGAAUGUUUUGACUGUUAUAAUGGAGAUGUUAGUCGAGACUGAAUCUCCUGUUCUGUUCUAUUCAGUGGUUAGAGGCGAGCUUGAUAAUUUCAAAGAGACCUGCAGUGUUGUUCUAUCUCACACUUAUCCUCAGUUUUUUAGUCAUAUGUAUUAG